GUGAGCGCGGCCAUCAGCCGGCUGCAGUGGCGUCGCGGCGCCUCCGGGUGCCGCUGUUGGCCGACGCGGAGCGGCGCCGGAGCCGCCGCAGCGACCUGCCCCCGCAGGCUGGUCGCUCGCAGGGCGCCGGCCGUUCUCGGCAUCGGCGCGGGCAGCAGCGGCGAGCGGCGGCGCGGCGCGGGGAGCAGCGGCGUCCGAGGCGGCGCCGAGAUCGCUGCCGUCCGGCGGCCCCUGCGCUCGCUGCGGAGAGUGGCCGGAAGGGCGGGAGGGCAGCGGCAGGAGGGAGGAGCGCGGCGAGCGCUGCCGAGAAUGGCGGGCCGGCAGAGGCAGAGCCGGCGGCGAGCGGCCGGGCGAGUGCUGCUGCCCGCUUUGCUGCUGUGCUUGUGGUGCCGGGCGGCGGCGGAGCGGAUCCGCUACGCCAUCCCCGAGGAGCUGGGCAGAGGCUCGCUGGUGGGGCCGCUGGCGCGGGACCUGGGGCUGAGCCCGGCGGACCUGCCCGCACGCAAGCUGCGGGUGGCGUCCGCCGCUAAACGGCAGCUGAAAUACUUCUCGGUGAGCGGGGAGACCGGGAACCUCUACGUGAGCGAGAGGCUGGACCGGGAGGAGAUGUGCGGCGAGUCGGCGUCCUGCUCCGUCAGCUUCGAGGCGCUCGUGCAGAACCCGCUCAACGUUUUCCACGUCGAGGUGGCCAUCCAGGACGUCAACGACAAUUCCCCGGCCUUCAGCAAGGCUGCUCUGGACCUCGAGAUCGGCGAAUGGACGCUUCCCGGGGCUCGUUUUCCGCUGGAGAUGGCCCGAGACGCGGACGUGGGCAGCAACUCGCUGCUGACUUACCAGCUCACCAGCAACCCGUCCUUCGCUCUGGCCAUGAGGGAGAACCCGGGUGGAAGCAAGCAGCCGGAAUUAGUGCUGGAGAGAGCACUGGACCGUGAGAAGCAGAGCUCCUUUGUGCUGGUGCUGACGGCGGUGGAUGGGGGGGACCCCGUGAGGUCCGGGACCGUCCAGGUUCGCGUCAACGUGACGGACGCCAACGACAACGCGCCCGUGUUCGGUAAAAGCGUCUACGAGGCGCGAGUGCGGGAGAAUCUGCCGGCGGGGUCGCUGGUGCUGCGGGUGCGAGCCACGGACGCGGACGCGGGCUCCAAUGGGCGGGUCUCCUACUCCUUCGGCAACGUCGCGGACGGCGUCCGCGCGUUGUUCGCUGUCGACAGCAACAGCGGCGAGGUCAGGACGGCGGGGCCCCUCGACUUCGAGGAAAAGAGCAAAUACAGCUUCAGCCUGGAGGCGAGGGACGGCGGCGGACUCACGGGUCACUGCAAGGUGCAGAUCGACCUGUCGGACGAGAACGACAACGCGCCCGAAAUCACGGUGUUGUCGGUGUCGAGCCCGGUGCCCGAGGACGCGCCGGCCGGCACGGUGGUGGCCCUGGUGAACGUAAACGACCCGGACUCUGGCGAGAACGGUCAAGUGUCGUGCGAGCUGUCGGGCGAGGCGCCCCUGUCGAUCGUGGCAUCGUCGGGCAGCUCGUAUAAGGUGGUGACGGCGAGCGCGCUGGACCGGGAGCUGGCGUCCGAGCACCGCGUGACGGUGGUGGCCAGGGACCGGGGCAGCCCGGCGCUCUCCAGCCGCGCGGCGCUGGUGCUGGAGGUGUCGGACGUGAACGACAACGCGCCGGUGUUCGAGGAGGCCGCCUACAGCGCCUACGUGGCGGAGAACAACGCGGCGGGCGCGCCGGUGGUGCGCGUGCGCGCGCGGGACGCGGACGCGGGCGCCAACGGGCGCGUGAGCUACUGGCUGGCGGGCGGCAGCGCGGGCGCGUCGCCGUACGUGUCGGUGGAGGCGGAGACGGGCGCGCUGUUCGCGCAGCGCUCCUUCGACUACGAGCAGUGCCGCGAGUUCGCGGUGGCGGUGCGGGCGCAGGACGGCGGGUCGCCGGCGCGGAGCUCGACGGCGACGGUGCGCGUCUUCGUGCUGGACCGCAACGACAACGCGCCGCGGGUGCUGUGGCCGGCGGCGGGCGCGGGCGCGGGCGCGGGCGCGGGGGCGGGGGCGGCGCCGUUCGAGGUGGUGCCGCGGUCGGCCGAGGCCGGGUACCUGGUGGCCAAGGUGGUGGCGGUGGACGCGGACGCGGGGCGCAACGCGUGGCUGUCGUACGAGCUGGUGCAGGCGCCGGAGCCGGCGCUGUUCCGCGUGGGGCUGCACAGCGGCGAGGUGCGGACGGCGCGGGCCGUGUCGGAGAGGGACGCGGCGAAGCAGCGGCUGGUGGCGGUGGUGAAGGACCACGGGCAGCCGGCGCUGUCGGCCACGGCCACGCUGCACGUGGUGCUGGCCGAGAGCUUGCAGGAGGCGCUGCCGGAGCUGAGCGAGCGGGCGGCGGGCGCCGACUCGCCGGCGGAGCUGCAGUUCUACCUGGUGCUGGCGCUGGCGCUCCUCUCCGCCCUGUUCCUGCUGAGCGUGGCGCUGGCCGCCGUGGCGCGGGUGCGCCGGGCCGGGCCGCCCGCCGUCCUGCGCUGCCUGGGCGCGCAGCGCUUCUCCGUGGCCGGCGCCGCCGCCUUCCCUGCCGACUUCUGCGAGGGCACCUUGCCCUACUCCUACAACCUGUGCGUGGCGCCGGGACGCGCCGCCGCCGAGGGCCCUUGGCUGCCGCCGCCGCCGCCGCCGCCGCCGCCGCUGCCCAGCCUGCCGGCGGAGGAGCUUCUCGGCGGGGAGCCCUGCGGGAAGCGGAGCCCGAGCAGCAGCGCCGGCGCGGGAGAGCCGCCCGCGGACCCCGGCGCAACGCAGGUCUGUAAGCCCGCGCUCUCUCGCUGUUCUCCUUGAGCCCCACUGAACCGUCGUCCCUUUCCCCCUGUCUUUCCCCGGGUGGCGUGACUGGGGAGUGCUGAUCCGUGUCUCUGUGAGGGAGUGCAAGAAAGAUCGGCCUAACUCCCUUCCCCUAAGAGCAGGCAGUUAGCUGCCGCACUCCUUGGUGGUCACAGGUUCGGGUUCACCGGAGAGGGUUCUGUCUACAGCUCUCGCGUUGUCUAACUUCACAUGCGUUAGUACCGCUGAAAACGGAUCCGCUGAUGGUGCGUGGCGGAGUCUGGAAAAUGGGGUUGACGCUUGGUGUUGGAGGUUUUUUCUUCCUCACCGCUUUUUCCCGGAAACGAUGUACUUGGAUCUGGUUGAUAGCUGGGCAUAAAGCCGUUGGUGAAUGAUUUUUGGGUGCUGGACUCCCAAAGGAAACGUGCGUGUGGCGCCAUGAAUGGAAAAGUGACAGAGGAAUUAUUUCUCUCAGCAAUUUUUUGCAAUAGUUGUUGCAUCCGUCUGUUUAGAAGGGCAGGUGUCUAGGAUCUAGAAAACAUAUAUCAAACGUCAAGGAGAUUCCCAAAAUGGCAGUGUGGGCACUUGAUUAAAGUCCAUUUGCAUAUUUAUCGAUGGUCCCCACAGUCUGGGGUGUGCAGCUGCACUUGUCUUCUCCGGCUGCCCUGCAGGAUUUUGGUGAAAAUAUGUCAUACCUCCGAGACUAUUCCACACUUAGAACAAUAAUUUGCUAGGGGAAAAAAGGAAAAAAAAGAAAAAAAGGAAAAAAGAAAGAAACCCCAAACCUCUAGUAUUGCAGUGAAAUAGUAUUUCAGAGUAAACUGGCUCUCUUUUCCUUUUGUAUCCCUCUUUACCUAAGGGGUUGUAUUUUAUUUUAUUUUAUUUUAUUUUAUUUUAUUUUAUUUUAUUUUAUUUUAUUUUAUUUUAUUUUAUUUUGUAAUACCCCAAACAGCGAGUGCAUGCGCAUUGCUGCCUAUUGCUGAGUUACUCUAGAAUGGAGCACUAAACCCUAAGUGUAAGCAUGGCCUGUAGUGUAAGGUUGUAAUCAAAAACUCCGAGCGGGUGGUUGGAGAAGGGGGAGAGGUGGAGGCUGAUUCAGAGCAGCCUCUGAUGCCAUGAAAAUGCCAAAUCAGGACUCAACAGUCUGAAGGACUAUUAAGCAGGCAUUCUUUAUUGCAGCGAUGGACUUACAGGGGAUAACUCCGCCUACUGUGGGUUCCCGGACAAAGUUAGUUGAAUAACUUCUACAAGCUUUACAUACAUAUUCCUUAGUUUUCCGAGAAAAGAUAUACAUAGUCUUCAUUUUCUGAGAACUCCUUAUCUUAUGCAGAUGUCCUUUGCGCAUGCCUGUUGAUGUCUCCGGGUGGUCGUCAGGGGUCUCUGGAUAAAGGAUAUACUUCUCUUCACUGUGUCCGCUAGUUAACUUUUCCUUUCGCGCAAGCUCCGUUCUGAGAUCACGUGUGUACUGUCCUUGAGGGAUAGUCUGUUCUGGUGUAGUGCUUUGCUCUGCAGUUCCUUAUCCUUAUGGUUCUGUACAUCUGCUUUUCUAAGGUCAAAUGUUACCGUCGUAAAUUUUUGUUCAGGCGCUUCUUGUCUUGAAGCCUUUCUGACUCGCCCAAAGCAACAAGUUUUAGUCACAGCAGUUCUAGCUCUAUCACCUCCGAUGCGCAGGUGAAAAGCCACGAAGUCAAGACUGACGGGCAGUGCCGGUAGUGCGGGACGCGGGGACUGACAGUCCCGACCGUUCGUGAGUAGUUCCCCUACCUCAUGACGGUGUUUUGAUCUGCAGAAAGGGCGGGGAAAACGUCCCUCAAGCACGACUGCUACAAAAAGGUGUCCAAUUCGUGGUGGGGAUUGUGCUUUUGGACUAAUGGAAUACGAGUCAUCCUACUCUGCACGGCGUAUUAAGAAAAUGUAAAUCUAUAUGAUACCACCAUUGCAA
Molecule: messenger RNA, 4741 nt
Organism: Phalacrocorax carbo (great cormorant)
Lineage: Eukaryota; Metazoa; Chordata; Aves; Suliformes; Phalacrocoracidae
Source: RefSeq, a predicted model, not a curated record